Molecule: messenger RNA, 1172 nt
Organism: Triticum urartu
Lineage: Eukaryota; Viridiplantae; Streptophyta; Magnoliopsida; Poales; Poaceae
Source: RefSeq, a predicted model, not a curated record
AUGCUGCCCCCAUCCAACCUCAUAGAUAUGCCCGGAUGCAUGUUACCGACCAGUGUGUACCUGUCAAGGACCAUUCCGUCUGGCCCAAGCCCAGCCCGUUUGAGAGCAAGCUCCACUUCGUCCCUGGACAUCGUCCCCUUGGACCACCGUGCAGCAGGGGUCGCCGCCGCCGCCGCCGACCGGUUCCAGCCCAUCGCGCGGCUCAAACCGGCUCCCUACGAGGCGCACCCGUUGGCCGAUAUCCGCUUCUAUCUGGAAGCCUCGCGCGACGGCCUCCUCCUCCUCUCCGUCCAGUAUAACGAGCUCUGCAUCUGCAACCCGGCGACUCGACAGCAUGCUCCCCUCCACCACCUCCAUGGCUUCAGUCCUCUCGAGAUGUACCCUCACCACCUGUUGCUGCACCGACAGGGUGAGAUUCAACCUGCCAUGCACGUUUUCACAAUAGGCUCCGGGCAGCCGCCAAGAUUGUUGCCGAACCAAGUGGACGAUUGCGCCCGACACCUAUUCAAUGGCAGCAUAUCAUGGUGCAGAAACAGGCUCCUAUUCCAAGGUAGCAUAUACUGGUGCACAGACAGUGGAGUGGUGGUGUUCAACACCACCACCGAGGCGUUCCGACGGAUCCAUGCCCCGGUUGCUCGUCGCGAGGCUAAACUGUUUGAGACGGGCGACAUGCUUGGCAUCUACUUCUAUCACAUCGAAAAGGCAGCCGUUGAUAUCUGGGUGAUGCGCGGCUACCAGAGCGAGGUCUGGGAUUUCAAGUGUCGGGUUGAAUUGCCGCUUGUGCAGAUCUGGCAGCAGUGUCAGUGCCUCCCCGACGGAGAGCUCGUGAUGGUUGUGCCUGGGGACAACGGUGAGUUGCUCGUUCUCAUCAGGUGGGAUGACUGGCUGUUGCAGAUUGAUAUCGAUGGCAAGUUGAUUGCCAGUUUCCAGCCCAGAGGCAUCAAUUUUACUCCUUAUUUGCUGAAGCAAACUCUCGUUCAACAUACCUUCUUUCCGACACUAGAGGGUUACGUUGUCAACGCCUUGCCUUUCAUCUCACCAGACGGUUAUGUUGGCAAUUCAGUGUGCUAAUGGUUCUUGUCGGCCUAGCUCUCCGUACCCACAUGAGCUCCACUCUGUAUUAACUAGAUCAACUAUUAAGCUUCUUUCUUGAUGUGUAUUAACAAGUACAA